This is a messenger RNA of Jaculus jaculus (lesser Egyptian jerboa), 2852 nucleotides long. It is a transcript of the gene Serac1, whose product is annotated as serine active site containing 1. Lineage: Eukaryota; Metazoa; Chordata; Mammalia; Rodentia; Dipodidae. The record is from RefSeq and is a predicted model, not a curated record. Bases 53 to 2017 code for a protein of 654 amino acids. The transcript is spliced from 17 exons.
GCUGCCGGGCUGCGAACGGUUGGCGCGGGCCGGGUCCGCGCGCGCCGGCAGAAUGUCCCUCGGCGCCUGCUGUGUCAUCUGUUGCAGAAGAAUGGGGACUUCGACUCCUCCACCCAAAAGCCGCCCCUCCUGGAGAGAGCUCCGUAAUAUAAUAAAACUCACUGGAUCUCUUAUUUUAGGAGGCUCUUUAUUUCUUACAUACGAAGUUCUGGCCCUGAAGAAGUCUUUAACAAUAGAUUCUCAAGUGGUUGAAAAAGAGAAAAUGAAAUCAUAUAUAUAUGUGCACACAGUUCCUUUAGACAGAAGAGAAAAUCAUGGCAUUGCUUGCCAGGCAAGGAAAGAACUUCACAAGACAGUAAGAAAAAUAUUAACAGCAUCUGCCAAGAUAUUUCGGAGUCCAUUCUCUGACACUUUCAGCACUGUGGAUGUAGAGGAUCACGAAUGUUCAGUGUGGCUGCUCCUGAGGAAGAGCCGGUCAGCUGAUAGGGCUGCACGCCUCGAGGCCGUGAGAGAAAUGUCAGAGGCCUGCCACUGGCACGACUACCAGUAUAGAAUAAUUGCCCAGGCCUGUGACCCAAGCACCCUGAUUGGUCUGGCCCGAAGCAAAGAGAGUGAUCUUCGCUUUUUUCUCCCACCACCUCCUUUGCCGUCUGUAAAAGAAGACUUUUCCAUCGAAGAAGAGCUCAGACAGUUGCUGGCUUCUUUGCCUCAGACAGAGCUAGAUGAGUGCAUCCAGUAUUUCACGUCCCUGGCUCUUAGUGAAAGCAGUCAGAGCCUGGCUGCUCAGAAGGGUGGAUUGUGGUGUUUUGGAGGAAAUGGACUUCCUUAUGCUGAAAGUUUUGGAGACGUUCCUUCAGCUACCGUGGGAAUGUUCUGUUUAGAAGCUAUAGUGAAACAUUCUGAGAUCUCCUCGCACUGCGAUCACAUUGAAGCCCACGGAGGCUUGCAGCUCCUGCAGAGACUGUACCACCUCCACAAGGACUGCCCCAAAGUGCAGAGGAACAUAGUGCGGAUCAUUGGGAAUAUGGCCUUGAAUGAACAUCUGCAUCCUGCUAUAGUCCGCUCAGGCUGGGUUUCCAUAAUGGCAGAAGCCUUGAAAUCCCACCUCAUUGUAGAGGCUUCCCAUGCUGCCAGAACCCUGGCUAAUCUAGACCGUGAAACCGUGCAGGAGAAAUACCCGGAUGGCGUGUACGUGCUCCAUCCCCAGUACCGAACCAGUCAGCCCAUUAAAGCCGAUGUCCUUUUUAUUCAUGGCCUUAUGGGAGCAGCAUUCAAAACGUGGCGCCAGCAGGACAGUGAGCGGGUUUUGACUGAAAAGGCUUUGGAGGAUGAAGACAGGUACACGACAUGCUGGCCCAAGACAUGGCUAGCAAAAGACUGUCCUGCUCUUCGAAUUAUAUCUGUGGAGUAUGACACCAACCUCAGUGACUGGCGAGCCAGGUGUCCGAUGGAAAGAAAGUCCAUUGCAUUCAGAAGCAACGAACUUCUUAGCAAGCUCAGAGCUGCUGGUGUUGGGGAUAGGCCAAUGAUUUGGAUAUCACAUAGCAUGGGAGGUCUUCUUGUCAAAAAAAUGCUGUUGGAAGCCUCUAAGAAGCCAGAACUUAGUACUUUUAUAAAUAAUACCAGAGGAAUAAUUUUUUACAGUGUACCUCACCAUGGAUCACAUUUGGCUGAAUACUCUGUUAAUGUGCGGUAUCUUCUCUUUCCGUCUUUGGAAGUCAAAGAACUCAGCAAGGAUUCUCCUGCACUUAAAACUCUACAGGAUGACUUUCUGGAGUUUGCAAAAACCAAAAACUUCCAGGUGCUGAAUUUUGUGGAAACACAGCCAACGUUUAUUGGCAGCAUGAUCAAACUGCACGUGGUGCCCGUGGAGUCAGCAGACUUAGGUAUUGGAGAUCUAAUCCCUGUGGAUGUGAACCACUUGAACAUUUGUAAGCCAAAGACAAAGGAUGCCUUUUUAUACCAGCGUACUGUGCAGUUCAUCCGGGAAGCUUUGGGCAAAGACCUUGAAGACUGAUGGCCAUCUUCCUCCGUUUUCAUAUGAAUACAGUGCAAGAAACUUGGUGUCUCUUUGUCUCCAAGCUGUGAGCCUCCCUGCGGACUGUUGUUAUAGCAUCAGCUUGGUCUGGAAGCAUACAGACAGCAGAAUGUGGCUGUCUGCGCAGACACUGGGAAGUCCCCAGGUACACAGAGCUCAUGGUCAUGGGGGAAGGACUAGCUUGGGUUCCUGUGGCUUAAAGAACCCCCACUCCCUCCCCAGUGCUGAGCCUGGGGGCUGGGGUGGAGGCUGCUGUGAAUAGAGGGAACUUCCACGUGAAACUGUCCUGACAGGCCACUGAGCUCACCUGACAGCGUCAUUAGGAGAGGUCUUAAGACAGAGAGAACCAGCUAGAACACAAAAAGACUUUUUCUCCUGGGUAUCCAUGUGUUGUAUAUUUUCUAGAUGUCAGUUUUGAAACCUUUUGAAUUUUCAGUUAAGUCUUUGAUACGGUAUCUCUGGCCUUCACUAGGCCUGUUGUCACUCAUGUUGUAGUGCAUGUCAUGAGUCACUCCUUGGUUAAUUCUGUUUGCAUGUUGCUGAGAGCAGUCUUUCUUCAAGAACAGUGUUUCUUGGUUGUGGCUGGUUAUUCUUGUGACGUGCUUCAGAGGAGAAAGCAGCUAGCCCAGCACUGACCACAGUGGAGAAGACCCACUUGAGCUGUCGUAGUUUAGCAGUGGCUAGUAUCAGGAGUCUCUGUGGCCAAAUAUUUUUUUAUUUACUUUUAUUUAUUUAUUUGCAAGCAGAGAGCAAGAGAGAGAGAGAAGAGACAGAGAAUGGGCAUGCCAGGGCCUGUAGCCACUGCAGACGAGCU